AUGACCAGGUUCAAGAUCAAAAAGUUAAAUGAGGACUCAGAUUAUGAGGACUCAGAUUUGGAGUGGUGGGCCCCAGGCCAGGCCUUCGCUUGGUUCUUGAGAACCUACAAGAAUGGGGUUCUGAAAACACUCGAUCUCAACCCCCUCGAUGCCAUCGAGAUUGGCGACGAGGGUGCCAAGGCGCUAGCAUCCGCUCUUCGCGUCAACGAGGCGCUCACCGACCUCAACCUCGGCGGCAAUAGCCACAUCGAGGAGGCGGCCCUCAGCAUUGUGCGUGUCGAGCGGCAUCGCAACAAGCUCACCUCGCUCGGCUUGCUUUACUGCGGCAUCGGCCCGACUGGUGCCGCAGAGAUCGCCGACUUCGUGUCGGUCAGCGGGGUGCUGACCCAACUCGAUCUCGGACAGAACGACAUCGGCGACGAGGGUACCAAGGCGCUGGCCUCCGCUCUUCGCGUCAAUGGGGUGCUGAAAAGCCUCGACAUCUGCGGCAACAAGAUCGGUGACGCGGGCGCCAAGGCGCUAGCAGCCACUCUUCGCGUCAAUGGGGUGCUGACCGACCUCAACCUGAGCGAGAACGAGAUCCGCAACGAGGGCGCCGCUGCGAUCGCCGAGGCGCUGCGCGGCAACGGGGUGCUGACCUACCUCUGGCUCUGGCAAAACAACAUCGGCCACGAGGGCGCCAAGGCGCUGGCUUCCGCUCUUCGCGUCAACGAGGUGCUGACCGGUCUGUUCCUAAACUCCAACAGAAUCGGCGACGAGGGUACCAAGGCGCUGGCCUCCGCUCUUCGCGUCAAUGGGGUGCUGACCAAGCUCGUUCUCUCCCGCAGAUCUUAA
This is a messenger RNA of Emiliania huxleyi CCMP1516, 834 nucleotides long. RefSeq lists its product as hypothetical. Lineage: Eukaryota; Haptophyta; Isochrysidales; Noelaerhabdaceae. The transcript has a single exon. Gene Ontology annotation, molecular function: GTPase activator activity; small GTPase binding. Gene Ontology annotation, cellular component: perinuclear region of cytoplasm; cytosol; nucleus. Bases 1 to 834 code for a protein of 277 amino acids. Gene Ontology annotation, biological process: nucleocytoplasmic transport; activation of GTPase activity. The record is from RefSeq and is a predicted model, not a curated record.